CGGGUCGUUCUUUUAUAAACAUGGCAAAACAGCGAAAACUAAAAUGUUAAACAGUCGUUACAUGCUCGAGUCAUGUUCAGCAGUAAGGAGCAGCUGUCCAUCAGUCAGGUCAUGUGUUUUCUCCAUGAGUGGGACCAGGCCAAUAAAACAGUGCGCAGUCGAAUGCUGAGGGAUUUUCUGGACAAGAACGAAGGAAAGACGUGCCCUGAACUGGAGCUGGAGUUUGCUCAAGUCGCCAGCCUGUUCCUGUCUCGACUCACUGCCUGGUUAAGACUAACAUACAUGUUUGGAACAUGUCUAGACCUUCAGUUGAGAGCGGUGGGCGUAUUCCUCUCUGACAGCAGCAAUCAUCAGUACAUGAUGGAGUUUCUGGAGGUUGGUGGAGUGCUGACCCUGCUGGAGAUUCUAGGACAGGACAAACUCAAAGAAGAGGACAAGACCGAAGCUCUUCGCCUGCUUCAGAUCAUCAGCAACACCGGCCAAAAAUAUAAAGAGCUUGUCUGUGAAAGCUACGGUGUGAAGGCCGUAGCUGAAUGUUUGGCCAAGUCUGAGACGGAGGAGACUCAGGAGACCGCAGCCGCCUUUCUCGAGUCUUUGGCACACGGAAACCCCAAAUACCAGAAUCAGGUGUACAAAGGGCUGAUCGCUCUGCUGACCUGCACUUCACCACGAGCACAACAGCUUGUUUUACAGAUCCUGCGUAUAGUUCAGCCCAUUGUCAAAUCAGCCCAUCACAGCAUUGUGGAACCCCUACUAAAUCUGCUGAGAUCUCCACAUUUAGAAGUGCAACAUGAAGCCAUAGAGCUGAUAACAGAGCUCAUGCAUUCAGAGGUUGGACAGGCUUUGCUCAGGGGUCUGGUGGCUUUUCUCAAACCAACUAAAGAGAGAAUCCCCAAACACAAGAUCCUGGAAGAUCAAGAAAUGGCCAAAACAACCGAUUCACUCCCUGUGCUCCUCCAGCAAGCAGCUUCUGCUAAAACCAUCAGGAUUUUGGCACAGAGGAGUGAGGACGUAUCCAAAGAGCUGCUUUCUCUCAGAGUGAUCCAUCACUUACUGUAUGCAAUGGGAAACCAGCAACAUGCAGAUUCACAGAGACAAGCUAGUCUGGCUUUAGAGCAUUUUGUGCGCAUGUAUCCAGUGGUGGAAGAGCAUGUACGCAGAGCUAUGGGCGCUGCACUGUUUGAGUCUUUCAUGCACAAUGUUGAUGUCCUGCAUUUGAGCAUGGAUGACAUUCAAGCUGACAUUUUACGCUCAAAUAAAGUGAACAUAUCAUGUGUACUUGAAGGAGAGAUUUCAGAUGACUGAACAUUGCUUGAAACAAGAUCAACAAUAAGAUCAAAUUUAGUUCAUUGUGUUUUAUACAGAAAUUAAUAAAGGUUAUCACACAGAUAGUGAAA
Danio rerio (zebrafish) is the source of this 1397-nucleotide messenger RNA. Lineage: Eukaryota; Metazoa; Chordata; Actinopteri; Cypriniformes; Danionidae. The record is from RefSeq and is a predicted model, not a curated record.